Molecule: messenger RNA, 1514 nt
Organism: Tribolium castaneum (red flour beetle)
Lineage: Eukaryota; Metazoa; Arthropoda; Insecta; Coleoptera; Tenebrionidae
Product: cyclic nucleotide-binding domain-containing protein 2
Exons: 1
Coding region: 76-1491 (471 amino acids)
Source: RefSeq, a predicted model, not a curated record
CUGAAAACAACUCGUUGCCCGGAUAAACACUUUCCCCGUCAAUUUCUGACGGCCCCACGUCACGACUCCUCCACCAUGGCCUCCAGAAUGGACCGCGCCCGGAGGAAAUCCAUGUCCCCGGAAGAGCGCUACCAGCGCGCCGUCAGCGCUCGCCGAAAAUUCCGGGCACUCGUCAAACUCAUCAUCGCCAAUUUGUCCUGGCUUCAGGAACUCGAAGACGAGAAACUCGGCGACAAUGUGAAGAAAAACAUUCAAGUCUUGACUCGGAAAAAAGGCAAGAAGAGUCUCCUAACACUCAAAGACAAAGCCGUCUUGAACAAACCCCAAGAACUGAGAACCGAAGCCGAAAAAAAUCACUUGAGGAGAAUCAUCGGGAACCUGAAAUGUUUCCGGCGCUAUCCUCCGGAAGUCAAAAGCCAACUACCCGGAAUUAUGUAUUUUAAUUACUUUGGGCCGAACCGAGUCGUUGUAAAGCAAGACUACGAGGCGCAAAAUCUCUACGUUAUUUUGACCGGUGAAGUCGUUGUGAGCCAAACGUACUACGACAAACUCCUCAAGGAAAAUGUGACCAAAGAUGUCCUCUUGAUGGGCCCGGGGAAUUACUUCGGAGAAGUUGGUCUUCUUCACAACAUCGCUCGAACAGCCACGGUCACAACAACCGAAGCCACGGAAUUUCUCUACGUCAAGCGUGACGAUUUCGAUCGUGUUUUAAAGGACACAGUGGCCAGUCAAUGGGCCGAAGUGCAGGAAAAUAUGUCCUGGUUCACUUAUUUCCGAAACUGGAGCGAAGUGGACAUACGCGAGAGUUGUAUCCUGGCCAAGAAGAAAAAUUACGAACCCGACCAAAUUGUUCUGAGUAGCACCGGAGGUCAACUGGACUGCGUCUAUUUCAUCACCAAGGGCAGUUGCUACCUCAUUGAAUACAUGACGAUCAAAACCACGUGGAAAAAAGGACUACCGCACUACACACUGGUGAAAGAAAGCCCCGAAUCGGAGGCCAGGCCACCAGCGGCGAUUUACAAAGACAUCAAAAAAUUACACAAGAGGGAAGAGUCCCACAUGGGCUUGAAACCAUCGCUACGACCAGCGAUAAGCACAUCGCGACCGUCGUUAAGACCCUCUUAUACGCAACCAAACAUCCAAACCCACUUUAUCAAAGUUUGCACUUUCAAUAAAUUGGCCUGUUUCAACGUCGGUGAAAGUUUGAAGAACAGGAUCAUCGUGGCUUCUGACGAGACUGAAUGCCUUCUUUUGCCCAGAUAUUUUCUUCGGGACAAAAGUAUGAUCACCUUCAAGGCAAUUGAGCAGUUUUUGACGCGACACAUUCCGAGUACUGAACAGAUCUUCAAAAAUUUUCUGGAAGACCACAGAUGGACGUAUUAUAAAAGCCAACUGGUGGAAAAAAUUUUGGCCGAUAAGGCCUUCACAGGGAACACUGUGCACAAUAUUCCGUACACGAUACGACUAGCUGAAGAUUUGGGCGAAAUUUGAAUUAAAUUUUUUCGUUACACUAA